CCCCCUCUCUUCCUCGGCGCUACCUACGGAGGUAGCAGCCAUCUCCUAGUCGGUAAGUUUUAAUCUUUGGCCAUCCACGUCCCUGCAGUCUCCAUCUGGCUCCAUCGCUCCCUGCUGAGGAGGCCUGUCCUUCCGAGUGGUCGUCUCGGCAUCAUGGCCGCCCUCAGACCCCUCGUGAAGCCCAAGAUCGUCAAAAAGAGGACCAAGAAGUUCAUCCGGCACCAGUCAGACCGAUAUGUCAAAAUUAAGCGGAACUGGCGGAAACCCAGAGGCAUUGACAACAGAGUGCGCAGGAGGUUCAAGGGCCAGAUCCUGAUGCCCAGCAUCGGCUACGGGAGCAACAAGAAAACAAAGCACAUGCUGCCCAGCGGCUUCCGCAAGUUCCUGGUCCACAACGUCAAGGAGCUUGAAGUGCUACUGAUGUGCAACAAAUCUUACUGUGCUGAGAUUGCUCACAACGUCUCCUCCAAGAACCGCAAAGCCAUCGUGGAGAGAGCAGCCCAGCUGGCCAUCAGAGUCACCAACCCCAGCGCCCGGCUGCGCAGCGAAGAGAACGAGUAGCCGGCCCGUGCACAUUGUAUUUGUGUUAAUAAAACCAUGAAACUCGGCCA
Messenger RNA from Vicugna pacos (alpaca), 611 nucleotides. The record is from RefSeq and is a predicted model, not a curated record. Lineage: Eukaryota; Metazoa; Chordata; Mammalia; Artiodactyla; Camelidae.